Oldenlandia corymbosa var. corymbosa is the source of this 2345-nucleotide messenger RNA. NCBI's taxonomy places the organism in Eukaryota, Viridiplantae, Streptophyta, Magnoliopsida, Gentianales, Rubiaceae. The record is from the annotation of a GenBank genome assembly.
UUUUCACAUUCGUUGUUCUCCUGAUUAUUAGGAAAUGAUUUUAAGGUUUUUAUUUCAAUUAAAAGACAUCUAGGUGAACUUUUAGACAAAUCAAAAUGCCUUAUAAAAGACUGGAGGGAGUAUAUGAUUGAGAAUUGAUGGAAUUCCACACAGAAGACAUGGAUUUUCUCCUCAUCUUUAUUGACUAGUUGAGUUGAACCCACGAAAAAAAACACACACUCUGUUUCUCUCUUCUCACUUUUUCUGUUUUUGUCCCCAUUUCUUUUCUCUGUAAAUCUUUCCAUGGAUGAGCCUGAGCAUCAAGAGAAGCCAAAUAAUUAUGAGGAACAAGGUUCAUCAGCUCACUCGCAUGGUCAAGAAGUACUUGGUCCUCCUGAAAAACCAAAAAGGAACAAAUAUGCAUUAGCUUGUGCACUUUUAGCUUCCAUGACCUCAAUCUUGCUUGGAUAUGGUACUUCCUCAAUUUACUCAAAAGUUCACAUUCAUCUUUAACGUUAAUUCAUUCAAAACAAAAAAAGAAAAAAGAUUACAUCUAUUUGGUCUGUGUUUGUGCAGAUACAGGGGUGAUGAGUGGAGCCAUAAUUUACAUACAACCUCAGCUUAAAAUCUCCGAUGUUCAGAAAGAAAUCUUAGUGGGUACGAUCAACAUCUACUCUCUUGUGGGCGCGGCGGCUGCCGGCCGGACAUCCGACUGGCUUGGUCGGCGCUACACAAUAGUUUUUGCUGCUUCGAUAUUCUUCGCCGGAGCUUUUCUGAUGGGAUUUGCUACUAACUAUGCUUUUCUCAUGGUUGGCCGUUUUGUGGCCGGAAUCGGAGUUGGGUAUGCGCUUAUGAUCGCUCCGGUGUACACCGCCGAGCUCUCUCCGGCUUUAUCCCGUGGGUUCCUCACUUCAUUCCCUGAAGUCUUCAUCAACUUUGGUGUACUGCUGGGCUACGUCUCUAACUAUGCAUUUUCCAAACUCCCGGUCAAUUUGGGCUGGCGAUUCAUGCUCGGAGUCGGCGCAAUUCCGUCGUUAAUAUUAGGCUUAGGAGUAUUAGCCAUGCCGGAAUCACCUCGUUGGCUUGUAAUGCAAGGCCGGCUCGGAGACGCCAAGCGAGUCUUAGAUAAAACUUCCGACUCUCCACAAGAAUCCCGACAGAGAUUAUCCGACAUCAAAGAAGCCGCCGGCAUCCCUUCCGACUGCAACGACGACGUCGUCUCCGUCCCAAAACAGGAAAGCCACGGUGCCGGAGUCUGGCGAGAGUUAUUCCUCCGUCCAACUCCGAGAGUCCGUCACAUACUAAUCGCAGCCCUUGGCAUACAUUUCUUCCAGCAGGCAAGCGGGAUAGAUUCCGUCGUCUUAUACAGCCCGACGAUUUUCGAAAAAGCCGGCCUGAAAAAGGAUAGCCAGAGGCUUCUUGCCACCAUAGCCGUCGGAUUAUCAAAAACCGGUUUCAUCCUCGUCGCUACAUUCUUGCUAGACAGGAUCGGACGGCGGGUGCUGCUUCUAACCAGCGCCGGCGGAAUGGCGGUUUCGCUGCUCGGACUCGCCACCGGAUUAACCGUCAUCGAUCAUUCUUCCGAUCACGGUGAAAAAAACGUAACAUGGGCAGUAAUAUUAUGUUUUACGUGUACAUUGACUUGUGUUGGGUUCUUCUCCAUCGGGAUGGGUCCCAUUGCUUGGGUUUACAGCUCGGAGAUAUUUCCGCUCAGGUUGAGGGCUCAGGGAUGCAGCGUCGGAGUUGCUGUGAACAGGUUUACCAGUGGGAUUGUGUUGAUAACGUUUAUAUCUUUGUAUAAGGCCAUUACUAUUGGUGGGUCGUUCUUUCUGUAUGGCGGGGUUGCGACUUUGGCUUGGAUUUUCUUCUACACUUUGCUGCCGGAGACUCGUGGGAGGAGUCUAGAAGAGAUGGAGGAGCUGUUUGGUACGUUUUUCCGGUGGAGGUCAACGGCCAAAGAGCUUCGGAGAAAAAAGAAUGGUGAGGAAGAAUUGACAUCAUUUGGUUAGAUAUUUUUGUCGAUCAAGCUGUGUAAUAUAGUAUCAUUGACAAAAUUCGUUACAUCAUUCAAUAAAAAUUACUCCCUCCGUCCCAUAAUUAUUGUCCACUUUGCCCAGAAAAUUUUCUCCCAAAAUUAUUGUCCAAUUUGACUUUUUAUGGAUCAAGUUACACAUUUGUCCUUGGUAAAAAACAUUAUCCAUAAAAUCUUAGUGGUUAAACAACUACUUAUGUAGGGGUACAUCCAGUUGUUUAAGAUAAAAUAUAGUUAAGUUUGACUAAAAAUAAAAUCUUUCAUUUCAGUAAAAUUGGAUAAUAAUUAUGGGACGGAAGGAGUACUUAAAUUAUGACCGUUUAAAUAUAAUUUC